CGACAGACCCGGAUACAAAAAGAAAUCUAAACAACAAAAACAAAUCAAAACCAUCAACAAUGAGAAAACAACUGCUGCCCAUUACACCUUUUGUAUUCAUGAUCAUUUUCGUCAGUUCUGGUUGGAGCGUAAAAGGCUGGACAGGUGAAAUCCAUGGUAGAGUUGUGUGUGAUGUGUGUGCUGAUGAUUCCAUUGGCCCUGAAGACCAUGUCUUACAAGGUGCUGAGGUUGCGGUUCUUUGCAUAACAAAAUCUGGGGAUGUUCUAAAUUAUCAAGCGUUUACAGACUCUAGGGGAAUAUAUACGGUGGCUGAGACAAUGCCGGAGAGUGAAAGGUGGGAUGCUUGUUUGGCAAGGCCUAUUAGCAGCUUUCAUGAUCACUGCACUCAUCUUGGAGACGGGUUUUCAGGUGUGAAGUUUAGUUACAAUCAUCAAUCUGGCUACUCUCAUGCUGUCAAACCUUUUGUAUAUCGGACUGUUAGUAUUCCAUCAUAUUGUGCUUGAAAGUAUGUCGAUAAUGUAAGCCUAUAAAGCAUACAGUAAUGCAAUAAAAUGUCAUGGACAGUUGUACUUACUUUGUGAAAUGUCGGGGGAAAAGGGAGAAGGAGGGAAUGAUCUUGUUUGGUUCGUGAGUGAAUUUAGUCAGUCGGUAAGUUUAUUCUGUGGCAAGGCUCCCGCUCACUCUAUCAAUCUGAGACGGGCAUAAAGGCCGAGAUGAGAAAGCGUUUGGUCAAUGGUAUUAGUGUGCUAGUUAAAAGUUGUGAAAUUUUGUCUAGUUUAUAUGUAAAAAGAUGCUCAAAGUUUAUCUUGAAAAAUGAUAGAUACGGCUAACUCUAAA
Messenger RNA from Erigeron canadensis, 837 nucleotides. RefSeq lists its product as uncharacterized. Lineage: Eukaryota; Viridiplantae; Streptophyta; Magnoliopsida; Asterales; Asteraceae. The transcript is spliced from 2 exons. The record is from RefSeq and is a predicted model, not a curated record. Bases 60 to 503 code for a protein of 147 amino acids.